CACCAUCCGCUUCAGACGCCGGUCUUAUCUCAUUCUUUUUGGCUCUGCUCUAUCUGUUCCCUCAUCCUCUGGCUCCAGCAACGUUGGUUUCGGCGUCAAGAUUCAUAGACGCAUGCGUCAUAAAUCCUAUGCUCCCUGUGCUACAUGAGAGGAGGAGCGUGACGGAAUCUUCCGACAUCCAUUGUAUCCAUCACCCAACGAGAUAUUGAUAGAAUGGGCUGGGAACAAGCUGGACGAGUAGGGAGCGCGUAAUGAGAGGAGAGCUAAUGCGGCUUCAUAAGUGUUAGCCCCAAACCUGUACCUCGCGGUUUUCUCGGCUUGGAACACCCCGAUGAUGGUAGAUGCGAUGCCUUCUGCCUCGUAUUCGCCCCGUCGCUCGUUCUGGACACGUUCUGCAAGCUGCCGUGCAUCUGGUGCUGCACAGAUGUCAUGAAGUCUUGAAACGGAAUGGGCUAGGUACACUCCACGGUGCGGUGGAUCAUCUGGAACCGCCACAAUCUCUAUCAAGGGAAGAACGAGGGGGGGCUCCAUCUGACCAAUCCCCUUGCUCUGUUACACCUGAUUCGUGACGGUACAAUCUUGUUGGGCGUAAAUGACGUGCAGUAUCAGAAGGGGAUGGGCUAAGAACCCGGACACGGCGCAACGAGGUCCUUCAUAGUAUCUAUGACAAAACAAGCCCAAAGGGAGCACGUUACCGAUACGUUCUCGUUGAUCAACUAAGCCCGAUGCUCAUCCCCUUCACAGCAUCUUUAGCCGGCAGCCCUACCAUCAUGGGCAGAGGGCGCACAUUCAACAACAGAGAAAGAGUCCAGGAGCGAUGAAUGCCUGGAGGCCCUGGCCGCAUAUCGAAGAUUCCCAGCUCAUCUCGCUUGCGCGGCCACUCAAUUCGCGGUGGAUUUGGAAUGCCGUGCAUCAGAUAUUGCGGUUGGAUGGCCGACUGCGAAGGCUGGCGGGUUCGAGUUUGCGCAGAAAGAGAUCGACAAGCCAGCUUCUCGCAGGGCCGGAGCACAUAUCGCUGGGUUAGCACAUGUCGCUGGCUUCGAAAUGGGCACCUACGACAACUCGGCGAACAUCCACGUCGGGCUCCGCGAGACGCAGGCAUUCCAUGCCCGCCGACCUUUACUGUGGAUGUUUUCUGCUCAGUUGUUCUCUUUGCUCCAGGCGAAUCAGGAGCCCACGGUCUCGCAAAGCUGGCCGGAGACCCAACACUUCCGUGUCCUCAUCGAUUGUACGGCAAACAGCAACGGCGCAAAGGUCUGGGAAUGUCCCAGAACGUGUCUUCAAAUCCCUGCUGGGACUAGGACUUUCAGCGUGUACCAGAUUGCUGGGCAAAUCACCCAAUGUCCUGAGCUGCAGCGAGUACGAGUGUGGUACGGGGAUGUCGCACUCGUUGCGGAUGAAGGGGAUCUGAUGCAUCGCGGUGGCCGGGGGUGGUCGGGGAGACGACACAAAAGCCCAGCUGUAUCUUUGCCGGGCCUCAUCGUAUUCACUUGGUUAUUCACUGCCCUAGCACAAAAUGCCUAACCGGAAGGGAUGGAUCUACAGAAAACUAGAUAGACUUUCUACAGAACGGUAGCAGAAACCUGCGGAUAGUGUGCAUUUCUCACGUUUAGUUGAAGGGGUCAGCGCGAUGUUUCCAGUUUCUAUGUCCCGUCAUCGUCGUCGGCGUUGUAAGUAUGCGAUCCACCGGUUCCCUCCCCCGACGUACAGAUCAGUACAUUCAUCGUUGUUCCUUCAUUCACGCCCACAGUAUGGCAUCAUCGUGGUUCCCUGGGCGACCUUCAGGGCUGCGGCCGGAUACUAGUAUCUCCUUCCGGCCGACCCAACGUGGGUCAGCUUGUUCUGGCCCAUUCCUCGAGUCGGCCGGUAAACGUGCUCCACGUUGGCUGCAUCGGACAGACACAGAUGUGGAGUGGCUUCGACUACGCCGCGUGCAGCUUCUCGUACAUCUUUCGCGUCGUAGCCCGAACGGGUUGUCGGCAAGCUUCAGAGUUGGACAAAGAUUUCUAACACGCUGGAGAAGUACCAACGGAUCCAGGGCCUCUACUGGCAGAGGCUUCAUUGACUAGCGAUGCGGAUGUGAGACAAGAUGUGGACUCUGGCGAUUUCCGAGCCUGGUUAAGGGGCAGUGCUGUCCCUCAGAAGUCCGAAGGAUUGAGGUCUGAUUUUGCGCAUCGCGACGAGAAAGGCCAAUCAUGCAGACGUCGGCAUCGGUCGUCUAAGGACAUGGCCGAGCCAUGCCGAUGGCAGGUAGGAUAAAGAUAGGCGAGCGACGACCGAAAGCACCCGUUUUCGCUGCCCAUUGGUCUUAUGGCGACACAUCGGGCCGCAGCGCACCGUCAGACAGGGCAACGGCAGAGCAGA
This is a messenger RNA of Mycena citricolor, 2364 nucleotides long. The record is from the annotation of a GenBank genome assembly. Lineage: Eukaryota; Fungi; Basidiomycota; Agaricomycetes; Agaricales; Mycenaceae.